UUAACUCCUCUUUCCUCUCUCCACCUCCCCAGGUUGUCCGAUGCAGGUGGAGAGGAGGGGUCUAGAGUCUCACCUGUUGGAGUGUGAGUUCCGCAGCAGGGCGUGUCCUAGUGGCUGUGGCCACACGCCCCUCUCUGUAGACCAAUCACAGCACAACUCUGUUGCGGAGCUACGAACAGAAUUGGAGCUGCUCAGGGCAGAGAUGUUGGGUAAGAUGGAGGAGGUGAGGCGUGAGAUGGAGUCGAGGCUGGACUCUCAGAGGAGACACAUGGUGCAGAAAGAGUCUCUGCUGAAGAGCGAGGUGGAGGACCUCAAGGGCCAGGUGUCGAGGGUGAUGUGUGAUGUGCGGGCUCUCUUGGGGGCAGAGCGCCUGCGGAGACAGGAGCUGGCAGAAGCGGAUCUAGAGAAGAGGGAGCUACUGGAGAUGCUCCGGAGCCUGCAGCCAUGCAGGGGCCAGCGGAACAGAGACGAGCCAAUCAGAGGACUGCAUCAAGAAGACAGGACAAUUAGGAGCCAGCAUCAAGUGGAACACCCAACCAGGGGCCUGCGGAGGGCGGGGCCAACACAGGCUUCUACCCAAUUACUACCCUCGGCUUUGCCUACUCCAGCCUUAUACACGCCUACCUCCCCACAGCCAGGGGAGGGGUCACGCAUGGCCUGCCCCCGCAGCCUUACCCUCGACUGCAUCAAGAGCAGAGAGGUCACCGUCAUCUGAGGGGCCAUUCCUAAUGUCACUGGGUUAUGUUCAGUACUGGGUUAUGUUCAGUACUGGGUUAUGUUCAGUAGGCACAAAUGAGAGAAAAACCAGCUGAGAUCCUAAAUAAAGUCUGCUGAAACACC
Oncorhynchus nerka (sockeye salmon) is the source of this 840-nucleotide messenger RNA. RefSeq lists its product as uncharacterized. The transcript has 3 exons. NCBI's taxonomy places the organism in Eukaryota, Metazoa, Chordata, Actinopteri, Salmoniformes, Salmonidae. The coding region runs from base 41 to 715 and encodes 224 amino acids. The record is from RefSeq and is a predicted model, not a curated record.